Messenger RNA from Anthonomus grandis grandis, 838 nucleotides. Its product is annotated as paramyosin, short form-like. NCBI's taxonomy places the organism in Eukaryota, Metazoa, Arthropoda, Insecta, Coleoptera, Curculionidae. The transcript has a single exon. The record is from RefSeq and is a predicted model, not a curated record. The coding region runs from base 50 to 838 and encodes 262 amino acids.
AGUUUUUAUUUACUUCUCUUCCUCGAACAAUCUAUUUAUUUCACUGGUCAUGUCUGGAACGAAACAAUAUUUAGAAAUCGACAAUCGUAACCCCAAAACCAAAUGGCAACCUAAGACGCAAUAUUAUGACUACAAUUACGGGGUAGGGAUGCAAUUUUAUCAACCUAUGGUUGAUUAUAUCGACGAGAAGUUCCAAAAAAUACGCCCUCCCCCACUACCGCAUCUUCCCUGGACCGAGGAGCUGGGAUUACGCCAAUACGAUCCACUAACAGUCCGCAGUUAUAGUGAGUGCGAUCUUACGAAAAUAACCAACAAAACGGAGCGUUCUGCGAAAAUAAGGAUAAGUGAGGGACGGUCCCAUGCUAGCUCUAACUUUGUGUUAGCUGAGCAAGCUAGUGCCGCCCGCAUAUCAACCAAAAUUAACCAGGAGCAACGGAAAAAGAAACGACUUGUAAGAGAGAUCCAGAAACUUAAAGGCCAGAUGAAGGACGACAUUGAUUACGACCCUGACAAGGACAAAGAAAUUGAACGAGAGCUAAAAGCUCAGCAAAAAUUCUUGCGUGGUAAAUCAGCUAAAUCCAUUGAGGCUCAGCUUCUUAUGGGGAGCAGAAAAGGUAUUUCUGAACGAAAUGAACUUGAUACUAGCUUGAUGAUGGGUCAAGCAAGUCAAGUAAGCAGGGUCGCCUCCAGUAGAAGUGUAAGGACUCAUGUGAAGGUCAUGGAUGAAAGAAUGACUACACAGCUGGAGGAAAGUGUCACUCAGCCUUUGGAGAUGUUAAGUCAGGAGCUAAGAGGAUUUGAUAGAAGAGCCACUUACAAUUAUAUUGAUCAGAGGUGA